Molecule: messenger RNA, 1986 nt
Organism: Phragmites australis (common reed)
Lineage: Eukaryota; Viridiplantae; Streptophyta; Magnoliopsida; Poales; Poaceae
Product: ureide permease 2-like
Exons: 8
Coding region: 404-1636 (410 amino acids)
Biological process (GO): nitrogen compound transport
Cellular component (GO): membrane
Molecular function (GO): uracil:monoatomic cation symporter activity; allantoin:proton symporter activity
Source: RefSeq, a predicted model, not a curated record
ACGCAAACAACCGCGUCCACGCAUGGAGAGUGGGAACAAACAGAGCCGAGUGGCGCGGGAUUCUUUGAGAAUUGAUUGGGAAUGAGAAUCUGUACUCCAACCAGUCUCCAGAUCCGAGUCAAAGGAUCAUAUUAGUAAAAGCACCUCCAAGAAUCUUUAGACAACUGUGAUCAACGAAAUUAUCGUCGCAUAAUAGAAUAUAAUUGUUCAUCCACAUACAUAACCAAUUCUCCAAUGGAUCUACUUAAGUAGCAGCAGAAGAGGCUCUUCCUCAGUUCUUGGCGACUUCUCUGAAGGAAAGAAAGAGAGGAAUUCGCUCUUCGUCUUGUCCCCUGUAUCAGUCUCUGAGGUGCUUGAAGGCCCCCUCCUGAACUCUUGGUUGUCAAUCAAAGAAGGCCUCAAGAUGUUCCUCAUAGAGGACAAAGGCGGCGCCAUUGCGAUCAUGCUGGCCUCCCUCCUAUUCUUGGGCACCUGGCCUGCAGUCCUCACCCUCCUGGAGCGCCGGGGCCGGCUGCCGCAGCACACAUACCUCGACUACUCGAUCACCAACCUCCUCGCCGCGGUCCUCAUCGCGCUUACAUUCGGUCAGCUGGGGGAGAGCAAGCACGACAUGCCUAAUUUCUUCACUCAGCUCAGUCAGGACAACUGGCCUUCAGUGCUGUUUGCAAUGGCAGGAGGUGUAGUUCUCAGCGUUGGGAACCUCUCUACCCAGUAUGCUUGGGCAUAUGUGGGUCUCUCGGUGACUGAGGUCAUCAGCUCUAGCAUGGUUGUUGUGAUAGGCACAACGCUGAAUUACUUCCUGGACAACCGCAUCAACAGAGCAGAGAUUCUUUUCCCUGGAGUGGCAUGCUUCCUUGUUGCUGUCAUUCUUGGUUCAGCUGUCCAUGCCUCCAAUGCAACUGAUAAUGAAGAAAAACUAAGUGGAUCUACAAAUGCCUACAAACUUGGGACAAAUGGAAGCGCGGAACCAAACAAAGAAGCCCUAGACAAAGAUGCCCCCAAGGACUUGGAAAAUGGAGCUUCUGCAGCUAAUUAUCAGGCCAAAGCUGAAGCAGGAACUGCAGAAUACCUUAUCGAGCUCGAAGAGCAGCGCUCAAUUAAGGUAUUCGGAUCGAGCACCUUCAUAGGGCUUGGGAUAGUGUUCUUCUCAGGCGUCUGCUUCUCACUCUUCUCCCCGGCGUUCAACCUAGCCACCAACGACCAGUGGCACACCCUGAAAGACGGUGUGCCGCACCUGGUGGUGUACACCGCCUUCUUCUACUUCUCCAUAUCGUGUUUCGUUGUCGGCAUUGGCUUGAACAUCUUGUUCCUCUACCGUCCAAUGGCCGGCGUGCCAAAGUCGUCCUUCAAAGCCUACCUGAAUGACUGGAAAGGCAGGCAUUGGGCUCUACUGGCCGGCUUCCUCUGCGGAUUUGGGAAUGGCUUCCAGUUCAUGGGUGGCCAGGCUGCUGGUUAUGCUGCUGCUGAUGCUGUUCAGGCAUUGCCACUUGUGAGCACAUUCUGGGGCAUACUGCUGUUCGGGGAGUACCGGAAGUCGUCACGGAAAACAUACAUUCUACUCGGAUUCAUGCUGUUCAUGUUCAUCGCCGCGGUUGCUGUGCUCAUGGCUUCAUCAGGUCACAGGAGCACAAAGUGAUCACCCAACGUUUUCCAAAUGUUCAUCUUCUUGUGUUUGCAAGUGCAAACCACUCAUGCAGUCAGAAGGCAAAGAAAUCCAAGCAGGAAGGCAAUGGCCCCUGCUUCAGCCUUCAGCAAGAUCAUGCUACAGCAAGAAGUGAACUCCAUUCUUGAAAUUUCCAAUGGAAUGAGUUUGUAGUGAUGUGAUUCUAAUAUAGCUUGUUGAACUAUAGAAUAUAGUUUGUUAUUUUAUAUUCUUUCCAAACAACAUUUGCAGGUAGUAUAGAAACUGGAAUUUUCCAAGAAUGCUAAAUCAGGAUUUUUUUUUAUUUCUUUCGCAAGAAAAGAUCAUUUUGGUUUGAUACGAAA